UCUCUCUCCUAUCUCUCUCUCUACUCUCUCUCUUGUAACGGAAAACCGUUACGGAGCGUCUGAUCGGCCAUUCAAGGCUUCGGAGAUGACGGCGCUGAACGCGUUGCCGCCGUCGAUUCGCGGUUCGUCGCCAGAAUUGGAAUCUGGACCUUCGAUACCGCCGUCGCCGGCGAAGCCGGCGUUCUUGAAGGUUGUUGGCGAUAAUGCCGUUCUAUUGGAGGUGAGGAAGAUGAGAAGCUUGGGGCUCUACAAUGGAGCCUAUGUGAAUUCGAGGUUUUCGCGGUCGAUCAAGUCGAUGAAUGAUCACGCUUCUGUUUCUGGGAAAAAUCUCCACCUUUUGUCAGCUACUAGGAAGUCGACAAACGUUACAUGGCAUAAAUGCUCAGUGGAGAAACUUGAUAGGCAAGAGCUACUUCAGCAAAAAGGCUGUGUCAUUUGGAUUACUGGUCUUAGUGGUUCAGGUAAAAGCACCUUGGCAUGUGCUUUGAGUCAAGGCUUGCAUAUGAGAGGAAAACUGAGCUACGUCCUUGAUGGUGACAAUGUUCGACAUGGUCUAAAUAGUGAUCUCAGUUUUAAAGCCAAAGAUCGUGCAGAAAACAUACGAAGGAUUGGUGAGGUUGCAAAGCUAUUUGCGGAUGCUGGCAUAAUUUGCAUUGCUAGUUUAAUAUCUCCCUACAGAAGUGAUCGAGGUGCCUGUCGUUCACUAUUGCCUGAAGGAGAUUUCAUUGAGGUGUAUUUGGAUGUGCCACUUGAAGUGUGUGAAAGCAGGGACCCAAAGGGCCUAUACAAACUUGCACGGGCAGGAAAGAUAAAAGGUUUUACUGGUAUUGAUGAUCCAUACGAACCACCAUUAAAUUGUGAGAUAGUAUUGCAACAGAAAGGAAAGGACGUUGUGCCACUUUGCAAAAUGACCGAAACAGUGAUAUCUUACUUGGGGGAGAAUGGGUAUCUGCAGGCGUAAGAGUAUAACUACAAUACAUCCCAAUAUUUAGAAAUUGUUACUCAAAAG
Messenger RNA from Morus notabilis, 1009 nucleotides. RefSeq names its product adenylyl-sulfate kinase 3. Gene Ontology annotation, biological process: sulfate assimilation. Gene Ontology annotation, molecular function: adenylylsulfate kinase activity; ATP binding. The record is from RefSeq and is a predicted model, not a curated record. The transcript has 8 exons. Bases 86 to 961 code for a protein of 291 amino acids. NCBI's taxonomy places the organism in Eukaryota, Viridiplantae, Streptophyta, Magnoliopsida, Rosales, Moraceae.